AUGGCCAAUCACACGGUGAAGGAGGCGCACAGCAUCCGCGGCACCAACCCGCAGUACCUGGCGGAGAAGAUCAUCCACACACGUGUCUACGAGUACUGGAAGGAGGAGUGUUUCGGCCUCAUGGCUGCUGUGGUGGACAAGGCCAUGGAGCUGAAGUACGUGGGGGGCAUCUAUGGAGGGAACAUUAAACCCACGCCGUUCUUGUGCCUGACACUGAAGAUGCUGCAGAUCCAGCCCGAGAAGGACAUCAUCGUGGAGUUCAUAAAAAACGAAGACUUAAGAAUGCUUGGAGCACUGUACAUGAGACUGGCAGGCACUGCCAUUGAGUGCUACAAGUACCUGGAACCGCUGUACAACUAUUGCAAAAUUAAAAGUCAGAACAGAAAUGGGGAAUUUGAGCUGACGCACGUGGAUGAAUUUAUUGAUGAGCUACUCCAUGAGGAACGUGUUUGUGAUAUCAUCCUGCCUCGAUUGCAGAAACGGUAUGUUCUGGAAGAAGCUGAGGAACUUGAGCCUCGUUUUAGUGCUCUGGAAGAAGACGUGGAUGAUGUAGAAUCUAGUGAGGAGGAGGAAGAAGAAGAUGAAAAACUGGAACAGAUCCCAUCUCCUGACCACUGCAGAAGGGGCUAUAGGGACCUGGACAAGCCCCACAGAUCUCCAGUGGUGCGGUACCGAUGGAGCCGGAGCAGGUCCCCAAGGAAGUGCAGCCGCUCUCCAAAGAGAAGAAGCUCAUCAUUGCGCUGGAAGUGGCAUUGCAGCAAGAGCCAGAGACGGCACCAGAGCAGAUCCCAGGAGAGGCGCCACAGAUCGAGAUCGAAAUCUCCAGGGCAUCACCAUAGUCACAGACACAGAAGUCAUUCCAAAUCACCUGAAAAAUCUAAGAAAAGUCACAAAAAGUAA
This is a messenger RNA of Vidua macroura (Pin-tailed whydah), 900 nucleotides long. Its product is annotated as pre-mRNA-splicing factor 38A-like. Gene Ontology annotation, cellular component: precatalytic spliceosome. The record is from RefSeq and is a predicted model, not a curated record. NCBI's taxonomy places the organism in Eukaryota, Metazoa, Chordata, Aves, Passeriformes, Viduidae.